Messenger RNA from Abrus precatorius (Indian licorice), 1538 nucleotides. Its product is annotated as tobamovirus multiplication protein 2A. Gene Ontology annotation, cellular component: membrane. The transcript has 8 exons. The coding region runs from base 322 to 1164 and encodes 280 amino acids. Lineage: Eukaryota; Viridiplantae; Streptophyta; Magnoliopsida; Fabales; Fabaceae. The record is from RefSeq and is a predicted model, not a curated record.
UUUACUGUUUCUGUCGUUGUUUUUUUCUCUUUCCAGUGAGUCGCCGUUUAUUUUUCUCGUUUUCAGUGGGUGCGUGAUCCCAAGAGUCUCAGAAAAAGGGCAACUUGUUAAUCGAUUGCUGUAGAAAUCGCCGAUUCUCAAAUCUCUUCUUAGGCUUUCUAUUUGGUUUCUGAAUAAAGAUUGACGAAAAUAAGCUACUUAUCAGUGAUGGUUAAUGGGAAGGCCGCUUUUUUUGUGUGCAGAAUAGUAGAUAAUAUUGGACACUGGCCACGCUUUUGAAUUUUGGUUGAGGGAUUGAAGUGCAAUUACAGGAGGAGGAGGAUGGCUUGUAGGGGUUGCUGGGAGUGUCUUUUGAAGCUUUUGAACUUCAUAAUGACCCUUGUUGGUCUGGCCAUGGUGGGCUAUGGGAUCUAUCUGCUGGUUGAAUACAAUCAAGCUCCAGAUAAUACUCUCACUGUUUCUACUGUCAGUGAUGACCAAACUCUUGUUCAACUUGGCCGACCCAUGCUUAUGGCAGUGUCUCUGUCCAACAAUUUUUUUGAUGAUUUGCCCAAGGCUUGGUUUAUUUAUGUAUUUAUUGGAAUUGGGGUAAUUCUUUUCAUCAUUUCUUGUUUUGGUUGCAUUGGAGCUGUGACACGGAAUGGAUGCUGCCUGAGCUUUUAUUCAGUUUUGGUGUUGUUGUUGAUCUUAGUAGAGCUGGGAUGUGCAGCCUUUAUAUUUUUUGAUAAAAGCUGGAAAGAAGAAAUUCCCAAGGACAAAACUGGAGCUUUUGAUAUGAUAUACGGAUUUCUGAGAGAGAACUGGAAAAUUGUGCAAUGGGUUGCUCUUGGAAUUGUUAUCUUUGAGGCUCUUCUUUUUGUGUUAGCCCUUAUUGUUAGGGCUGCGAAUAAGCCACCAGAGUAUGAUAGUGAUGAAGAGUACAUUAAUCCAAGGCAGCAAACCCGUCAGCCUUUGCUCAACAGACCAGCAGGCCCAGCAUCAGGUGUACCAGUUGCUGGCACAGGUGAUCAGCGUCCAAGCAGAAAUGAUGCAUGGAGUACACGGAUGAGGGAGAAGUAUGGGCUGGAUACUUCAGAAUUUACCUACAACCCAUCCGAAUCACACAGGUUCCAGCAAGUAAACUCACAGCCUCCUGAAGAAAGGAGCCGCUGCACCAUCAUGUGAUCACUUUGGAUUGCUCCAAAACCACAACAGGUUGAAUUUCAAGGAUUAUUUUUGUGGGCAAUGAUGUAGAGGCCAGAAGUUUGUCAGAAAAAUCUUUUGCUUAGUUUGUGUACCAUUCAUACGUCACUGGACCUCCACUUUUUUCCAGACAUGGCAACAUCUGCUUCAUUUGGUUGUGUGUAACAUUCUGCUGAGUGAGACGUUAAAAAUUAUUGUGUCGUUAUGUUCAUAGUCUAAGAGAGUAAAUGAAGUCGUUUCGUUAUGUUAAUAUAUUCUUGGCUGGAAACCAGUGAUUUCUAUCUUCCUUAUUGUUCCAAAUGAUGAUUGGGUUCUGUGUGCGGCUAUUUGCGCACAAAUUAAAAUAUACAUUACUA